Messenger RNA from Sugiyamaella lignohabitans, 885 nucleotides. RefSeq names its product Ymc1p (gene YMC1). Lineage: Eukaryota; Fungi; Ascomycota; Dipodascomycetes; Dipodascales; Trichomonascaceae. Gene Ontology annotation, molecular function: L-ornithine transmembrane transporter activity. The transcript has a single exon. Bases 1 to 885 code for a protein of 294 amino acids. Gene Ontology annotation, biological process: mitochondrial L-ornithine transmembrane transport. The record is from RefSeq and is a predicted model, not a curated record.
AUGGCGGAAGUAGGACGUCCUGAUAAUUCUAUUUCGCGGAAGGUGAAAGACACUGGUGCUGGGUUUGUGGGUGGAGCCGUGCAGGUGCUGGUGGGCCAGCCAUUUGAUCUGGUGAAAGUGCGACUUCAGACUGGUCAGUUCAGUUCGGGGGUUGAGGCGGUCACUCAGACCCUGAAAAAUGAAGGGUUGAGUGCUUUUUAUAAAGGAACUACUGCUCCGUUGAUAGGUGUAGGGGCGUGUGUAUCGGUGCAAUUCUACGCAUUCCAUGAAGCCAAACGACAGCUGCUAUCCUAUAACCAACGAACAAACAACUCGCCUCAUCAAUUGACAUAUCCUCAAUUCUACAUCGCGGGAGCAACAGCCGGUCUUGCUAACAGUUUUAUUGCCUCGCCAGUCGAACAUUUAAGAAUUCUCAUUCAAACUCAAAAAGAUGCCAAGUAUAAAGGACCGUUUGAUGCUGCUAAACAUAUCCGCCAGAAAUACGGCAUUGCUGGUCUGUACCGCGGGUUCACCGUGACUCUUCUUCGUGAAGUACAAGCAUACGGAGUGUGGUUUCUGACGUUCGAGUACCUAAUGGCACGAGAAAUGGCGAAACCAGAAGUGGCCAGUCGAAAAGACAUUCCUGCCUGGAAACUCAUGGCAUUCGGCGGUCUGGCAGGUGAAGCGCUAUGGCUGGCUUCGUACCCCUUAGACGUCAUCAAAAGCCAAGUCCAGGGCCACCCAUUCGGAUCGCGACUCACCGCAAUCGAUGCCGCCAAAACCACCUUCCAAAAAAGCGGCAUCAAAGGGUUCUGGCGAGGCAUCGUGCCCACCCUCUUACGAGCCAUCCCUGCCUCGGCGUCCACAUUCGCGUCCGUAGAACUCACGCUCCGUCUCCUCGGAUAA